Messenger RNA from Guillardia theta CCMP2712, 3144 nucleotides. RefSeq lists its product as hypothetical. Bases 1 to 3144 code for a protein of 1047 amino acids. The transcript has 15 exons. The record is from RefSeq and is a predicted model, not a curated record. NCBI's taxonomy places the organism in Eukaryota, Cryptophyceae, Pyrenomonadales, Geminigeraceae.
AUGUGUGUUCUGCUAGCGGUCUACCAUGUUCGCUAUCCCUCGACUCCUCAGAUCCUACAUAGUGUUGCAAGCCCAAGCAGGCCGAUAGGCCAGCCUGCUCGCGUGGAAUACGUGAAGGGAGAUCGUGACAAGCCUGUUGGAACUUUGGGAAGCUCCAAGGAGAGAAAGUUUCUUAAUGACUUCGUGGCUGGAGCGAGGAGAAAAGCGAAGAUGAUGGAGGCUGAGAAAGAGCUGGACCGAUAUUCUCUGAUGGCAGAGGAGGCUGUUUCGAACUUGCGGGGGAAGCAAGCUCCGGCUGGUUCGGAAGGGCCUGCUGCGGAUGGGUCAUCGGUAGCCAAGAAGCUGCUGUCCAAGACCAAGGACGAGAUCAGGACCAUUGAGAGUGACUUCGAGAAGUCUAUCGCCCGGCAUGCUGGCUCGGAGCGCAAAUCGUCAGAGUCACAUGCUGUCCAGCCUCCGAAGCAGCAGCUCGAGAAGUUGCUCAUGAUGGACAAGCUUGCCUUGUCUGACGAGAUUCACAUCAAGAUGCCGCAGAGCUCCCAGGGUGAUCCGCUGAGAGAGCAAUGGACGGACGAAGGAUGGAAGUCAGCGUCUUCGUCACGGCAGCCACGGGGGUCAAGGAUGGGUGCCGUGCGGAAGUUGCCACAGCAGGCGUUACAUCAAGGGAUGAUAGAAAACUCAGUGGGCGAGAGCAGGAGGGCGCCGAUGAAGGAAGGGAACUUCAACGUGCCUUAUGCUCCGAUAGGAGGCUACCAGGGGGCCAUGGGACUUGGAGGGAACUUCCACACCAGCGGAGACUCUCCUGCCUUGUCUCUGAACGAGGAGGGGGGGGCUGGUUGGGUGCCCUAUGUGGACGACGAGGGAAGGGACAAGUACUACACGCAGGAUGUGAUCGGGGCAGGGACGUCGCACUACAACGUGCUGAACUCGAGGACGCCCCUUCUUGACCAGGGGGUGAGGGGAGAGUCAGACUUGAGCAGCGGCAUGAGCGAAGAGGGAGACAAGGGGCUACUGGACCAGAACGACCACUUCAUCGACUACGUCGACAACGAGGGGCGGGAGAAGAAGUUCAGGGAGCUGGGAGUUGUCACUUCAGUGCACAGAGGGAAGACUGUCUCUUGCCUCAAGAACUGUGAUGAGGAGAGGAACACAACUCUCACCCCCGUCGGAACCUUCGAGGCUGCCCCCAGCUCAGACGACUGGCCGCAGAUGACAUCCCGGUCCGUCAAGGCUGAGAGCGAGUCGGACACGGACGACAUGGACUCCGAAGCUCCGGCGACGGAAGUUGAGGCAGAGACCAACAAGCUGGGAAGGGACCUGGCUGACCUGAGAAGAACAGCUCAGGUCAAGGCGGACGACGAGCACGAGGAGCAGCUGUCGAAGCUCGACGAUUCGCACGCCUCCGCUCUAGAGGCUCUCGACCUUGCGAAGAAGGUUGCGGACGACCAGGUGGAGGAGAUCGAUCUGAAGCACUCGAUCAAGGACCUUCAGUGGCAGCUCAACGCCUCAUCUGAAGCCUUGGACUACGCGCAGAAAGACGACUUCAGCUAUGUCGGCAAGAUUCCGCCAGGGGGGCAGGAGGGGAACCUGGAAAGGCUGUACAAGGACGAGGAUCCGUUGCUGCUUGCUUCCAUCCGCCGUGGCGAUUUCGUGCGAGCAGGGCCCAACGGGGAGGUGGAGCCUUAUGUAGACAGCCAAGGGAACGAGAUCUCUGACGAGAACCUUGAGAAGCUGAAGAAGAAGACAGGAGACGACCUAGAGCAUCUGGACUCGCGCGCCAAGGACCUCUUCGAUGCCCUUCCGCUCGUCGACAGUCACAUGCUGGGAGACGACAAGGAGACACCCACCUGGGGCUUCAAAGACAUGAUGAAGGCGGGGAAGGAGGACCCCGUCCCCAACGAGAAGUUGGACCGGUUGUGCCUGCUCUGCGAAUCCCUCUCCGAUGACGGGAAGCUAGAAUCCGUCCCAAUAUGUCAAGGGUUGAGCUGUGUGACGGGAGCCUGGCAAGACAGCAUUGACAAUCACCCGUACGACGAGCAUGUGCUGCAGGUGGCUCUCCAUCCUCCCACGAAGGAGCUUCGCAAACUUGGAGUGCUGGACCGUGCGGAGCAUCCGGAAGCUUACAAGGAGUAUCCCGAGGAGAAGAUCCGAGCCGGUCUCAUCGCUUACUACGAUUCGACUCACAAGAAGCCGAGGGGUCAGGAGGACUCGAUGGCAGGGCAGACGACGAGCCUGGCGCAGAACUUCCCCCAGAAGCAGAAGAGGAGGAUGAGUAAGGGGCAGGUGCGGGCGCUCGCGUGCGACUACCUAUCGUCCUCUCCGUCUCGUGGCCAUGUCGAGGAGCUUCAACGUCUCUUCCUGCGCAAGUUCGGGGAAGGCUUGAAGUGCACUGGGGAGGAGCGAGGGAGAGCACAUCAGCAGGUGAAGCAGAACUUGGCGAUGAAGCCUGAAGAAGAGGCGAAGAAAGAUCAGGAGGAAGAGAAGCUUGAGGAGGAGCAGAAGGAGGAGGAGCAGAAGGAGGAGGAGCAGAAGGAGGAGGAGCAAAAAGAGGAGGAGGAGGAGGAGGAGGAGGAGGAGAGGACAGUUUACCUCUACGUCGGGCGGGACGCGCGAGCAGCCUUCCAGUACAAGAGCAUCAACAAGGAGGCAAUCAGAGCUGUUGUGUGGGCCAAGGAUUGUUCUGUCCUGAUGUUUCCUCCAUUCUUCAGCUUCCCGGACUUUCAUGAAUAUGCUAAGAGGGAUAUUCGCAACUUUGUGAGGAAAGGAGGAAAGCAUCACGGGACGGUCCUCUUCGUGGGAGGAGGUUUAGAAGUCUCCGUCAUCAAUCACAUCUUCGGCUUCGAGAUUCAUCCCAAGUACGUGGCUGGCCCCUACUACAAGAACAAGCGCUACGUGAAGGAGGGCGAGAGCUUCUCGGAGCUGCCUGACCUUGUGCCUGAGGUGGGGAAUGUUUAUGGGAUGUGGAUGCCAUCGCUGCCUCCAAACUCUAGGUCAUUCUACGACUCCUUCGGUGUUAGCGUCGCCUGCUGCAUACGAUAUGACCUCGGAAGAAUCUGCUUCCUGGCACAGGACUUCUUGGAUGUUCUCAAGGACGAGGUUGGUCCCUGGGCUGCUCUGUUAGCGGCGAUUCUCGACUACUCGUGA